Impatiens glandulifera is the source of this 4359-nucleotide messenger RNA. Its product is annotated as girdin-like. Bases 230 to 4171 code for a protein of 1313 amino acids. NCBI's taxonomy places the organism in Eukaryota, Viridiplantae, Streptophyta, Magnoliopsida, Ericales, Balsaminaceae. The transcript is spliced from 7 exons. The record is from RefSeq and is a predicted model, not a curated record.
UAAUGGCGAAAAGUGCAGAUGACUCUCUUUCUAUCUCUAGGCUGAAUAAACGCCAUAGUUGUGGUGGAUGAAAACGCCAAAUCUAGAAGAGAAUACAAUGCACCUACUCUAUAGGAAAACGAAAGACCGAGCUCGGUAAACUGGAAUUAACUGUGUUCAAAAUGAAUAGCUGAAGAAGAAGGCGAUAGUUGCAGAGGUUUUGAAUCGAAGAAGUGAAAAGCCGAGAAGAAUGUUCAGGUUAAGCAGGCAUAAUAAGGAAUCGAAAUCAGGAGAGAGAUUUGAUUUCAAAUUCUCCAAUUUCCAGGCUAUUCAGGUACCAAAAGGAUGGGAUAAGCUCUACGUCUCCAUAGUAUCGGUGGAAACAGGAAAGACAUUGGCAAAGCUUAGCAAAUCCUCUGUACGAAGUGGGAAUUGUCAAUGGUCAGAGUCCGUUUCAGAAUCUUUUUGGUUUUCACAAGAUGAUUCUUCAAAAGAGCAUGAAGAGAGUCUUUUCAAAUUCGUGGUUUCCAUGCCAUAUACAAGAUCUGGCAUCCUUGGAGAGGCUACUGUAAACAUGGCUAGCUAUGUGAAUUCAAAGGGUUCAGCUCCGGUUAUACUACCACUAAAGAAGUGUAAUUAUAAUACAAUUCUGCAAGUGAAAAUUCAAUGCCUAAAUUCAAGACCAAAACUCAGGGAUGAAUCAUCAAGAAAUACAAAUUCUCAUUUUCAAGAGCCAAAUGCAGAAGACCAUGAGAUAGAUAAUAAGUCAAGUGCCUCCAGCGAAAUGUUAAACCAGAAUACAUAUCCUUCCAGUAAAGAUUUAGGUUCCCCAACACAUGCAGAAAAACUUCAGAGCCGACAAACAAGCUAUUCAGCAUCUGGGUCUAAUCGUAGCUUUGACUCUGCCGAAGGAUCUUUACAAAAGGAAGAUGUAUCUCCAAAGUAUGACCUAAAUGGUGGCAGAAGUAAUCUGAUGCGAAGACGUGAUUCAAAUAGCUCCCACGAUAGUUCUCUAAAUGGGAAUUAUUUCGCUGAAGAUUCUCCAUCAAAUGAUUCAAGAUUUUCGACAGGAAAUCAUUCUCAGAAAUACUGGAAUGAGCAUGCUCAAAAUUCGCCUGGGAUUCCUUCCUCAUCCCUAAGAAAUGCAGAUUCCUCUAAGAACUUGCUCGAAUCUGCAGAAGAGACCAUAGAGGAGCUUCGUUCUGAAGCCAGGAUGUGGGAGAGGAACGCACGAAAGCUAAAGGUUGAUUUGGAUAUACUGAGAAAACAAUGUUCUGACCUGUCAAAAAGCGAAUCAGAAACGGAGAUGCAACUUUCAGCGGCUCGUACUGAACGUGACAGUUUGAAGGAAGAAGUUGAACAGAUGAAGAUUUUGCAAAAGGAGUCCACUUUGAAUUCACUGGCCUUGGAGAAUUCCUUAUUUAAGUCUAAAGGCAUGAUAGGUAUCCAAAAAGAAUUGGAGAGUGAGAUAAGGUUACUACAAGAGUCCAAUACUAACUUGGCUCAACAGUUGCAAAGGAGUCAAGAAUCCAACAUUGAACUUGUUGACAUCCUCCAAGAACUAGAAGAGACGAUAGAAAAACAGAAGGCUGAAAUUGAGAAUCUUUUAUCUCCAGGCACGGAAGCUUCUAUCAGCGUACAGUUGGAGGAAAAUCAGAGCUUACUUCUACAGAUUCAACAGUUUCAGGAAUCUGAGAAUAAGUUGCAUCUUGACCUGCGAUUGCUUGAACAAACAUUGGAGCAAAAGGAAAAUGAGAUAGAGGAUGAACGGAGUGCAAAUAGGCAGACCAUUCUUGGUAUUGAAACAAAAUAUCAAAAUAAAAUGGCCAGUUUAGAAUCAAAGUUAUCUAACCUCCUGAUGGAAAGACAAUUGGAUGAAACAGAAUUGAAUUAUGAAAGUGAAGCGGAUCUGCUCAAAGAAAACAAAGACUUGAAAGAGAAAUUGCAAGAACUAGAGAGAGAUUGUGAUGAACUCGCCAAUGAAAACCUGGAACUUCUUUUCAAGCUCAAGAACACAACUUUAAGGGAAGGUGUAACUGUUUAUUCUUUAUCUGGUGAACUUCCACCUGAAAGUUCUGUAAGUUCUGAAUCCGAAGCCUGUGAAACUAAAUCCCAAGUUCAUGAUCUUGAAGCAGAGCCCAAUAAAGGAAAUGUCGAGGAUGAUUAUCCUUCUUAUCUUGAAGUGUCUAAUUCUUUAAACAAUCUGAUUGAACAACUUGAUAUAGCAUUCUGCAACAUAAAAAAGCCAUGGUCUACCAUUACUUGUAUCGACAGUGAUGAUACUAAUUUGGAUAGCUUGAGUAAAUCAAACUUGUCUGAUCCAAAGAGGUUAGCUGACUAUGCCUUAGACUUAUUCAUUAAGCUGAACAGGUUAUUGGAAAUGAGAAUUACUCAAGUAGAGGUUGUUCUUCAACACGGGAAAAUCACUAAACUAGAAAAUUAUGUUUUAAAGGAAGAAGCUGCAGCAAAUCUUGUCAAUCUGGAAAAAGAAAUGUCUGAUAAAAUGAUUGAGAUAAAGAACCUUGAAUCUGUCUUGGAUUCAAGGGAAGUUGAAAUUAAGUUUCUAGAAAAGUGUAAUGAUGAUGUAGAGGUUCAGAUUGCCAUACUUGAAAAAGAGAAAGCAAAACUGGAGCUGGAAAUGGAAGCUGUAAUGAGAGAAAACAGUAUGACUUCCAAACGAGUGGAUGAUUUGCAAAGAGAAUUAACGGUGCCGAGGGAAAACAAUCUUGAAACCGAAAAGAAGGAAUUAGAACUCCAUCUGGUUGAGCUUGAAGAUGAAAAUGUGCAGUUAUCAGAACGCAUAUCUAAGCUACACAAAGAAGCAGGACAGCUGAUGGAUGAAAGGGAAUCCACUUAUUUGGAACUAGAGAAUGCAAAGAUGCUAAUUGCAGGUCUUCAGGAUCAGAUAGGAAUGUUGGGAACUGAGACGGAUACUCAGGUAACAAAUCUUAUUAAAGAAUCACAAGAUUACCAAAAUAGAUGGUCAAAGGCUCGUGAAGAGUGUGAGAGUUUGAAAAUAGAGAAUCAGUCAUUACAAUCGCGCAUUGACGAUCUCACUGAAAAGUGCAACAAUAUUCAGGAGGAAAACGAACACUUGACGAAACAGAGGUUGGAGAUGCAGGAACAUUCUUCGCGUCUUGAGAUGGAACUGAAAGAUUCAGUUAAGGAAGUCUCUGAUUAUUCUGACAGAUUUACUGCUUUAGAAGAAAAUCUCUCUUUGAAGAUAGAUGACUUCAACUUAAGGGAGAAAAAGUUUACUUCAGAAAUAAAUCAACUUCUUCAAGAAAAUGCAGCACAUGCACAUAAACUUAUUCAGGUAGAGAACUUGUUCAAUCAGAAGACAGUUGAAGUCGAGGAUCUGAAAAUGGAAAUUGAAAAGCUCAACAAUCAAAUAUCUUCCAUAAAUGAUGAAAAGGAGAAAAUAGCUUCCGAAGCUGCAGUUACAGUGACAAGCUUACAGACUUCUAAAGCUGAUCUGCAACGGGCUCUUGAAGAUGAGCUGCACAAUGUACGGGCAAAUUCUGAGCUAAAGGUUCAAGCCUUAAUGAUCGAGCUCUCCAACACUGUAGAAAAUCAUCAUAAACUGAAGACUGCUCUGAGUGAAAUCGAGCAUAAGUUUACCGUCUCUGACAAUGAACGCCAACAACUCCUUGAAGAAGCCGCAAACUUGAAGAUUCAACUACAGAAGAUAGCCCAUCUUCCCGAUGAAAACUUGGUUUUAAAAACAGAGCUCGAUUCAUGCAAACUGGAGAAGGAGAAUCUGGAAAAGUCAAUUCUUUCGGUGUCAAAGGAUUGCGAAGAUCUUAAGGCAGAACAAAUUGCAUACACUGAAAAAGUUUCUCAGUUGGGUACUUUGGCAUCUGAACUUGAAGAGUGCAAAGAGAAGAAAGCUGCUUUGGAAGAACGGUUACAUGAAAAGAUUCAGCAGGUUGAAAGUGAACUAGCUCAAGCUAUCGAGGACAAUAAUAAGUACAAAUUUCAGCUGCAAAGGUUUUCAUCUGAAGGAAGAAAUGGAAAUGGAAAUGGAGGUAAAGAUCGAUUUGAGCGAUCAAAAUCAUCAUUAGAGGCGGAACUGAAGGAUCUUCGAGAUAGGUACCUUCAUAUGAGCCUUCAAUACGCAGAAGUUGAGUCCCAACGAGAGGGUCUUGUGAUGGAACUAAAGGCAGCAAAGACUGGAAAGAAAUGGUUCUGAUGAUGGUUGUUUCAUUUUGAGUUAUAUGAUCUAAAUCAUAGAUGAAUUUUUACUUCCAUAUUAUAUGAUGAGUAAACUGUAUAUAGAUUUCACUAGACACUGUGUGAGAGAAAAAGAGCAUUAUUAUAUGCAGGAUUGGAAUAUUAUGUAAUCAUUUUCAGGAAUAAAGAAACACCCAAUUCAGCCAA